AUGGCCGAUACAGUCGAGGAAACCAAACAGUCCGUCGCCGGAGAGGGACAAGCCAACGCCAACGCCUCGCUAGGCGGCAAAGGCAACGCAGAGUCAACGAGAAAGAAGCAAGUCGCCAACGGGCCCGCCGCCGGUGACGAGUCCGACCCGGACCUCCAGCCCCAGCCCCAGAAGGAGGUUUCCAGGCGUCGCCAGUCGAGGGGUCGCGGGAGGAGAAACGUUCAGGAGUCGGACACCGAGUCGCUGACCCGUUCGGAUGUCUCGACUGCUGGCGGCCGUCGCAAUCGCCAGCGUCGCAGGCAGAGGGGCCAAGGAGCCCUAGGCGACAUCAACGAGACGCUUCCCGGCGGCGAGCUGGUCCAAAACACGGCAGGGCAAGCCGUCAACCGCGUGGGCGACACGGUCGGCCAGGUCGGGAACACGGCCGGACAGGCACUUGGAGGCUUGACGGGAGGGCAGCAGAAGGAGGACGACGACUCGGAGAACAAGGAGCAGUUGCGCCUGAGGCUGGAGCUCAAUCUGGACAUUGAGGUCCAGCUCAAGGCUAAGAUUCACGGCGACCUCACGUUGGGAUUGCUGUAA
This is a messenger RNA of Westerdykella ornata, 582 nucleotides long. RefSeq lists its product as uncharacterized. Lineage: Eukaryota; Fungi; Ascomycota; Dothideomycetes; Pleosporales; Sporormiaceae. The transcript has 2 exons. The record is from RefSeq and is a predicted model, not a curated record. The coding region runs from base 1 to 582 and encodes 193 amino acids.